Molecule: messenger RNA, 13023 nt
Organism: Coturnix japonica (Japanese quail)
Lineage: Eukaryota; Metazoa; Chordata; Aves; Galliformes; Phasianidae
Source: RefSeq, a predicted model, not a curated record
AAAUUUACUCUGUUCUGCCAGUGUUGUUGUUGAGCUUAGACUUAAGUGGGAGGCUGUAAACAGAAGGAUAUGUGAUUCAAGCAUGUUGAAUUUCAGUUUAUUUCUGAAGGGAAGUCUUAAUUUAAGAAAAAAAAAAAAAAUAUCUCACUGGUUUCAUUUUCUUUCUUUCUUCCAGUUGUGAAAUAUUUAACAGUUUCUGCUUUUUCAGGAUACUUGGCUAGCAGGAGAAUACACACAGAGAAAACAUCAUUUGAGGUAUUGCAGAUACAAAAAGGAGAGAAUUUAAUUGAUGUGUAACUAAACACUUUCCACUAUGGUUAUUCAUCAGCAAUAUUUUUAAUUUCAUUUUAAAUUACUUCCUAAGCUUUCAAACUCAUUUAAUAUUUCAUUAUUUUUUGUUACUUGCACUACAGUAAAGUUGUGUAAAAAAGGAGCUGGCAUUUUUACAGUUGUCCCACAAAGGCUGCCUUUUGAUUUCCUUGGAAUGCUUUCUGGAAUGCAUGUAACCUUUCAUCUUAGAAUGCAUUUCCCACCCCUCUGUAUGCUAACAUGCUUCCAGACUUUCUCAGACACAGAAAUGCUUUAAACACAAGAGGAAUCUCACUGUAGCGUAAAUGAUAUAAGUAGAACUGCUUUAAUGUCUAUGUUUCAAAAUCACAGACUGUAUAAAAAUGUUAUGUUACAAAACUCCGUGCCCCAGAAAGCAUGCUGAAUGCAAAUCAUGCUCUCACGUGGGAAGACUGGCCCACAUGUCUAAUGGAAUAUCUGAGAAAUAGAAUGUUGCAUUAGUUAUAAUUUUAUAUUUGUUUCUCAUUAAAUCAAACCUUAGGUUUUAUUCCACUUCAUGCCCAUUUUUAGGAUGAUAAUGAAAAAAGGGUUGCAAGCCUGAUCCAUCCCAGGCAGAAAAACAAACCACCCUCAAAUAGUGUACCUGGAGGCCUUGUUUGCUGCUGCCUGCCCUGCACAGCCAGGAGGGGGCAUUGCCUGCACGUUGUUCGCCAGAAGGAGCUCCAACGCUCAGGGCAGAACCCGCUGGCUGCGUUUGGGUGCCAAUAGCCUGGAAAUAGUUCUUAGAGGACAUGUCAGAUGUGGGCGCUGAGCUCUUGUAAAGCAAUUGUUUGAAAUGUUCAGCGAGCAGAAUAUUGUGCUUGGUCUCAUGCGUUGAGGAAAAUCCUUCUAUUGCUGUGUGAUCAGAAGCGGGCUCGGUAACAAUGAGCUUCAAGUUUUCUUCAUUUUCCUAUCCACCACAGGCCAGCACAGUAAUACAGGCUUCCUUCCAGAUACAAAAGCUCACUUCCCAUUGGAACACUGAAGUAAUUCAUGAGGAAUUACUGAUAUACCCUGUAAAAAUCUUUAUAAAUAUCUAAGAUUCAUUAUUAUGUUCUAUGUUCCUUUAUUGCUCUGCAAUAUAUGUAUAUAUAUAAUUUUCUGAAAUCAAGAUGUCCUUUAUUUUGCUAUGUAAAUUAAUUUCCCAGGGCAUUAUGCUCAUACCACAGGUUUCCCUGGUUUUGAAUUCAAAGGUAAGAACAGAGUUCCUGAAAAGUGCCAUCUGUAUGGAAGGGGAAUUAAUUAUUUUUGUAAGUUUUUGCUGAAAAUGUUGUUGGCAAUUUAGCACUUCAGUCAAAUUUGCAGACUGCAAAAUUCUUUUUAUAUGGUGAAGCAUAAAGGGACUAACGAUGAUCGUGUUAAGAUCAACACUAAAGAAAAGGCUCUUGCCGGCAUCUCUUCUUCCCUCUCCCAGAUUUUGUAGAACUGGGAAAUUCUGAAGUGCUUUGAAGAUGAGAAUUUGUAUAUAAACAUCAAGUAUUACUGCAGUGAUUUGUUAGCAUUCACUCUUAGUACAUAUGCAUAACAGCUGACGUACUGCAGAAAUCCAAAGUGGAGUUCAAAUCCCACAAACUGUAUUUGUAGCUCUCUUCCUGCUGAGCUAAUGAUAUUUGUAGCGCUCUUCCUGCUGAAAUAGUGCUACCAAUAAAAACAGCCCCAGGGUUUUUUUUUGGGAAUAGGAGGAGGGAUGGUUGGAAGGCGAAGGUGAAGGCGGGGACAUGAUUAAAAGGUGGACAUAACAGCUCUCUCAGCAGUCAGAGUACGUGCUGUGACACGGCAUAUGAACAUCGGUUUGAAGAAUCCUUUCAUAUCUUCAGAAUGUUAAUAUGAAAUGCAAAACGUCAUGCUUUGGAUAGAUGGGUAGGAACAAAAUGUUCAGAUGCAAUAUGGUGCAUUAAGUACAGUCUCCAGUCUGUAUUCCUGGCUUUUCCAUUGGUUUAAAUCAGACUUGCUGUUUUUAAAGUCUCCCGUGUCAUGUUGAGUUACUGCUAUAGUCGUCUCUAAAAAUAAGUAUACUGUCAUUUCUGGGACCUACCAAAAAUUGAGGCUUUGGCAUAAUAAUCUGCAAUUUUUGUUGCACUGUUGAUGUGACAGUGUUCUUUACCAUAUACAUACCUAACGCAGUUCUUAACAGGUUCCCACCCUGCAAAGCCUUUAAAUUAAAUCAGGCAGAUUUUGUAGAAAAGGUGUGUUACACUUCACCAUAUCUGCCAAAUUAGUGGGGGUUUUCCAGGGGAAAGUGGGUAGAAGAAACACUACAGUUUUUCCUACGUGAGGUAUAAUAUUGAUGUUUUUAGCAUCUGCAUGGUAAAAUUUUGGUCUCUGCAAGGAUCUUGUAAUGAGAUAGUGAACAACCAGUAAUUAUCUAAUAGUAAAAGAAAAGCUUUUCCAGCAGUACUUCCCUGCAUUGCACUGGCAGAGGAUGGAAGUUUUGAAAAGAUGGAAAGCCAUUAUUCAAAGAAGAGGCUGGUGUGAAAAGAGAUGUGAAAGGAGGCUAAAAGAGAAAACGUGUUUUUUUCACCUGUUCCACGGUAUUUUGCCACAACUCAGCUCUCAAGCUUUUCUUCUCUUUCUCUGCACCAAUACCUAAUUUGAAUUUUAAAAUUACCACAUUGUUUCCUUCCUAAAAUUGUAACUGACAUUCCUAGAAAAUUUGCUUUCCCAGAAAAGCAUUGUGCGUAGGCUGUAAAUUCAGCUUUUCACAAGUGAGAAAAAGACAUUUUCUUCAAUAACCUACACUGCCAACAUGACCACAAAAUGUGUGCAGAGUCAGCAUUUGUCCAUUUAAAUCAGACUUUUAAGCACAUGAUUCAGUUAACCACCAAAAUGCAUUUAUGCAGGUGUGGGCAUUGUACUUAUUUGAAAGGAUUUAUUCAGUGAGUAGUGUAUUAUUUUCAUUGAGGGAUUUGGUUUUCAAUUUAUACUGCGUAACACAAAACUUCUUUGUAUUAUACACUAACAUUGUGUGGUUUUGUUGGCUUUUGUUUUGUUGUGGUUUUUUGUCAGUGUUGUUGACUUUGUUUUGUUUCAUUUCCCUCAGUGAUAUAUUCUAACCUUUCUCAGUUCCUAUUUCUGCCUCUUAAUCCUAUAAGGUGUUUGGACCCUCCCGAUGAGGAAUUCAUAGAAUCACAGAAUGGCUUGGGUUGGAAGAGUCCUUAAAACUUAUUUAGAUCCAACCCCCUGCCAUGGGCUGGUUGCCACCCAGGCUGUCCUGAGCCCCAUCCUUCCUGGCCUUGAACAGCUCCAGUGAUGGGGCAUCCAUAGCUUUUCUGGGCAACCUGUGCCAGUGCCAUUCCUGUGAUAUCACUCUCAUUCUGGUGAAAUUUGCACAAGCCACUGCGAAAGAGUGUGCUCUGAUGCUACUUCUGCUGUGUGGAGCCUCCAUAGUGUAGGUUUGAUCCCAGCCUGUCAUCCAGAAAGUUCAGAAGAGUGUGGAAAGAAGGAGCUGCUCAAAAGAAAGGAUGUGAAUGUGGACUGUACCUUCUCCUCCUCUGAUAGCUGCUGUUAAUGGCAGUGUGGAUAUGACAGGUAAGCUUCAGCAUGGCUUACAUGUGUACUAAGACUCAUAACGAAUUCACAGUUAAUGCAUGUAGGUGUAGUGGUGUUUGAAGGGGGUGUUUAUACUCUCAUUAGCACUAAUCAGUGUGAUGUGCUAUCCUGAGAGUGAAAGAUACUGCAGGUAACUGGGCAAUUCACCCUCUCCCCUUAUUUUAGGAUGGUGUUAUAGCUGCCCCUGCCACAAUGUGGUACCACAUCAUUCUCUGGCCUGCUGGUGUAGGGAGGGGUUGUGCUGAAGGUGAGAUCACCUCCACCUCUCUGCCACAAUUUCCAAGGAAGUGACAGCAAUGACAAAACACUCAGGCAGCAGUGCUUGCCAGAAGCAACUCAGAACUGUAUGUAACAUUUCAACCCACUUUGUCAUGGCACUUCAAGUGUGCAGAGCAAGCUUCAAACUCCAGCAGUUGGGGAUUCAGAUUACAUGUUCACAAGGAGAGGAAAAAAAAGAAAGAAAAAGAAAGAAUCAAAGGAUAGUUGCAGUGACUCAUAUAAUUGGGAGUCCCAUUCAAAUGCCGAGCAUUAAACAGAAAUUGGAAUUAGUAAUACUGCAGAAAGAACAGAAUAUAAAAUAUUUGCAGGGUGAAAACAGCUUGGCUUUUUACACAGCAGAAUUAGUAGUAGCCUGCUGCUUUAAAGCCUGUACUGUCACUGACACAGCAAAGACAGCAUUAAGUAUGAGCUUUCUGGUUGCACAGAGUUCUGCAAGGUGGGAUGGGGGAGCAAGAGGAGAGGCCUGUGUUCUGGCAGAACAUAGAGGCUACUAGGGAGAAUGGUCCAUUGAAGUCAUUCUCCUUAAAUGAGUGUAGUACUUCUCUGCUCAUGGAAAAGAAAAGGCUAUUGGAGUUGUGUCGAUGGGGGACGUUGGUGCAGAUGAUGAUCCAGGGUGAGAAGUUCUGGAAGUGCUUUGAAGAAUCCUCUGGAUGAGCCAGUACCUGCAGUGACUGCACAGAAGGCCUCGAGGUUUUGUGUCCCUCCACUGAGGUGGUGAGGGAAGUGAGCCACAAAUUUGCUGAUGCUUUCUGAAUCCAAGGAGCAGCCAAGAUCCAGGAUCACGGUGUCUGGCUGUCAGCUGGGAGCAGGGAGCAUUCACACAUGAACAAGUCUUCCUUGGAGAACUAGAGUUUUCCCCCUGUUCUGACUGGAGCUAAGAGGAAAACAGAACUCAAACAGGGAGAAAAUCUUCUAAAUACAAAUUCAAAACAACAACAAAUGGCAGAGAAGAAUCUCUGACAACGCCUCGCACAGAAUCAUUUAUUAGGCCCCUGUGUGCGUACAGGAGUAAGGAGCUGCCUGGAUCCAGAGGGCUGUGAGGACUGCAGCACAGAGCUACCUGUGGAUACGUUUGCUGAGCCAUUUCAGGGACAAAUCUUGACAUUCUUCACCUUAAAACUCCACUGGCACUCGUGAAGAGUUUGAAAUCCAGAAGGAUCCAGGCGUGGAGCUGCAUGCUUGGUUCAUACAGGUCCCGCAGCGCUUGUUGCAGCACCCGCUGCUGUUGGAGGUGCCCCGUGCAGUGGUAGUGGGGCAUUCCCACAGCCUGGAAACCAGCCGCAGCUCUCGUCACCACCAGCAUCUCAGCCAUGUGAGAAACAGGCCCAAGACAUCAGGCAAAUGUCCUUACAGAGCAUCUGAGCAUGUCCAUACUCCUGGCACUUUUGAACAUGAAACUGCAGGUGUGCUGCUUCCUCCUUGGAAACACUACCUGAGACCACGGGGUCUAUCCCAGAUGUGUCUAAAGUAAGAGAUUCUGCUCUGUCUGAUCCCGAUCCCGCUUCCUCUGUAACCCACGAUGCGCUGCCAUGGGCGCAGUGUUACGGCUGCUCACUGACCCUGCACACCGGGGGCCUUCUGCCCUCUCCCCACUGCAAACAGCCCCUUAUGAGAAGCUUCGGCACAAGUGGGUCGGCGCCCCGUGCGGCUCGCACGGCCCCUACGUCUUCUACCGGGCGUUCCGCUUCCAGCGACGCGGCGGCGGCCGGGCGCGGGUCCUCUCCCUCGGCGACUUCUUCUUCGUGCGGUGCCGCGCGGAGGAGCCCGCCUGCAUCGCGGAGCUGCAGCUGCUCUGGGAGGAGCGCACCAGCCGGCAACUUCUCUCCAGCGCCAAACUUUACUUUCUCCCCGAGGACACCCCGCAGGGCCGGACCAGCGACCACGGCGAGGAUGAAGUUAUUGCUGUUUCAGAGAAAGUCACUGUGAAGCUUGAAGACUUGGCAAAAUGGGCCCAGUCCGAUUUCUCCAAGUGGAAGUGUGGUUUCCGGGCUGAGCCGGUUAAGCUGAUGGAUGUGGGAAAGAAUGGACAGAAGGAGGCCUUGAUGAGAUACAGACAAUCCACGCUCAAUAGCGGCUUGAACUUCAAAGACAUUCUGAAGGAGAAGGCUGACCUUGGUGAGGAUGAUGAAGAUUCAAACCUGCUAAUUCUCAGCUACCCACAGUACUGUCGCUAUCGUUCCAUGUUAAAGCGCAUUCAGGACAAGCCUUCUUCGAUACUAACAGACCAGUUCGUUUUAGCCCUGGGUGGCAUUGCAGUAACAAGCAAGAACCCCCAAAUCUUCUACUGUCGGGAUACAUUUGAUCAUCCAACCCUUAUAGAAAAUGAGAGUAUAUGUGAUGAGUUCGCGCCAAAUCUUAAAGGCAGACCACGCAAAAAGAAGCCUUGCCCACAGAGAAGAGAUUCAUUAAAUGGCAUUAAGGAUUCCAACAAUAAUUCUGAAAGCAAAGCUGUUGCCAAGGUAAAAUGUGAGUCUAAGUCAGCUUUGCCCAAACCCAAGAGUAACAACAGCAACUGUAAAAAAGGCUCAAGUGAGGAUAAAUCAAAGAUUGCCAUAGGUGAAGAAUGCAGAGCUGAUGAGCAGGCUUUCCUUGUGGCACUUUAUAAAUAUAUGAAAGAAAGGAAAACACCAAUUGAACGAAUACCCUAUUUAGGUUUUAAGCAGAUUAACCUUUGGACUAUGUUUCAAGCUGCUCAAAAACUGGGAGGAUAUGAAACAAUAACAGCCCGUCGACAAUGGAAACAUAUUUAUGAUGAAUUAGGUGGUAACCCUGGAAGCACAAGUGCUGCUACAUGUACUCGCAGACAUUAUGAAAGAUUAAUCCUGCCGUAUGAAAGAUUUAUUAAAGGAGAGGAAGAUAAGCCACUGCCUCCAGUGAAACCUCGAAAACAGGAUAACAGUUCCCAGGAGGGCGAAGCGAAAACAAAAGUGUCUGGAACAAAACGCAUCAAAAAUGAAAACCAAAAGAGCAAGAAGGAGAAAGAUAAUGCUCAGAAACCCCAAGAUGCAUCUGAGGUUUCUUCAGAACAAGAGAAGGAUCAAGAAUCAGCAGACCAGAAAAAUUUUGCAGAGCAUCCUACAGCAGGAGAGACGAAACAACCCAGUCAAGCACCUCCACCUCUUUUGCCAGAGGCAGCUCGGGCACUGCCUAUGGAAAAGACAGACAUGACAGAAAACAGCUCAAGCAGUGAGAAAGCCAAGGAGGAAGUUCCUCAUUCGUCAUCUUUCUCAAGUGUUUCCAUGCCCCUGGAUGAAGAUACCGUGCUGGAUGCCACUGUCACAAAACAACUGCACUCCUCAGCAGAUACCCUGGAAGACACAAAGCCAGAACGAAGGAUACACAAAGCUUUUACUGAGAGCUUAGAAAAUGAACCUCCAGAAAUGCCCUUCUCGACUUUCCCAGUCCAGCUGCCCACUCAAAGUGAUAUGGAAGAUGAUAAAUUGCCAGAGAUGGCUGAUUACAUUGCGAACUGCACGGUGAAAGUAGAUCAGCUGGGAAACGAAGAUAUCCACAAUGCACUGAAGCAAACGCCCAAAGUACUGGUGGUCCAGAACUUUGACAUGUUCAAGGAAAAAGAGCUGCCUGGGUCCAUGAGUGACGACUCCACUUUUGGUUACACACCACUGCUCUACUCAAAGGGUAAUCCGGGCAUUAUGUCACCCCUGGCAAAGAAAAAGCUGCUGUCACAGGUCAGUGGGGCAGCCUUAUGUAGCUAUCCUUACGGUUCUCCUCCACCUUUGAUUAGCAAAAAGAAAUUGAACAGCAGAGAUGAACUGUCAUCAAGCCUAUCACAAGGUCCCCACGUCCCUAAUUCUGAUCCCAUAGCAAUUAAUAGGCCGUCGGUCAUACAACACGUGCAGAGUUUUAAAUCCAAGGAAGAAAGGAAAUCAAUUAAUGAUGUUUUUAAACAUGACAUGCUAAGUAAAGCGGAUCCUCAGCGCUGUGAUUUUUCACAACAUCACCUCAGUUCUCUUGCUGAGUCGUAUGUACCGAAGACAGAUAUCCAGGACUGCAAAGAUAAAAUGAGUGAGAAAAGGGCACUGCAGCACUCCCGUGUGCCCACUUUCCUGGCAGAUUUUUAUUCAUCACCUCAUCUGCACAACCUUUAUAGGCACACAGAGCACCACCUUAAUAAUGAACAGACAUCAAAGUACCUCCCCCGGGACAUGUUCAGAGAGUCUGAAAAUAUUUCUACUUUUACUCAACACAAACACCAAGAAAAACUAAAUUUAAAUUAUCACCCGUCUUUGCAUCAGCAAGAAAAAAAGGCGGCAGUGGAAGCCUCUUCAGAUGAUCAGCCAACAGAUUUGAGUCUUCCAAAGAGCAUACACAAACAGACUGCAAAGGCUCCAGGCUCCGGUCUCUCUCACUCAUCUAUGGCCCAGCAAGAAGGCAAAGGUAUCUCCCUGUUCCAGUCUGCGAGCAGCCAGGCGGUGAGCCUAGACUGUAACCCCAAAGCUUGCCGUGUGUCCCCCAUGGCCAUGACAGCACCUAAAAAACACAGCGAGUUACUCCACAGGUCCGGGAAGCAGCAGGCACAGAGACUGGAGAACCUGAGGAAGAUGGAGGGGAUGGUGCAUCCUAUCAUUGGCCGCAGAAUGAGCCCUCAGAACAUCGGGGCUGCUCGGCCUUUGAAGCGGGGCCUGGAGGAUUUGGACAAAGUCAUUUCCGAAAAAAAAGUCCGAGCUGUCUCUCCUCUGCACUUACCAAAGGAGACCUCGGUGAAAGAAAAGGUACCCGAUGCGGAGGGGGAAGGCAGCAAGUCGCUGCAUGGGCUGCAUUCAGGCAGCGUGCUGGAGAGCCACAAGUUUCCCCUCUCAGCCCCAAUCUUCCCAGGCUUGUAUCCAGGAACCCUGUGCGCAGGGCUGAACAAUCGCCUCCCACCUGGGUAUUCCCAUCCUUUACAGUACUUGAAAAACCAGACCGUGCUCUCCCCAUUAAUGCAGCCUUUGGCUCUCCAUUCCCUCAUGGUGCAGAGACAAUUCCUCACAUCCCCUGCAAAUUCUCAGCAACUGUAUAGACACUUAGCCGCAGCAACACCUGUAGGAAGCUCGUACGGUGACCUUUUGCAUAACAGCAUUUAUCCGUUAGCUGCUAUAAACCCUCAAGCUGCAUUCCCACCUUCCCAGCUGUCCUCCGUACAUCCCAGCACAAAACUGUAAAUCCCCUCACUCACAAAAAAACGGUCUGAGGAGAGCAGUUCAGUUAGCGACAUUCCUCCCCCUGUGAUGAUGUCUUGCAGAUCUGUAUUGCUGUAAGCCAGGAUGCCGUCAUAUCCCGCGUGGCGGAAAGCUUUGGAGUGUGAUCGAGACAGGACUACUUCUUUAAUUCUGGCCCCACGCCGGUCCCCCCUCCCCUCACCCCUGCCCUGGCAAAACAACAACAACACACACACUCAAAAGUUCUUUGGAUUUUGCAUAUGUGUUUUCUGAAAGUACUUGUGUCUGGUAGGAGCAAAUGUUCAAAGGGAGCCGUGGAAACGCAGGCCCAGUCCCGAGCUCACUGAAAUGAGAGGCGACGUUUGCAUUUGCUUUUCAUUGAGCCAGGGACCAGAGGCCGAGUGUUGUUGUAAAUGAGUCGAGGACUCGAGAUGAACUUGGCAAGGAGAAGAGGGCCGAGAACCCCCAGGAUCAGUGGAUGUGCUGUUUUGGGUAACUUUCCUGACUUUUAAAGAUUCAAUCAAUGCAAUGUAUAGUAAAAUGGCAAUAGAUUUUUCAUUUUAACACUAUUAGAACAGAAGGGUAAACACUGAUUAAUUUGACUGUACAUAUCCACCUCGUAAACUACCAAUGUCACAUUUGGUCACAAUAAUUUAUAUAGUUUUGUUUGUCCAAUAUACUCUGUACUCUUUAUGUUUGUUUCUUGGUUUGUUUUGUUUGUUGUUUUUUUUUUUUUCUAUUUUUUUUCUUUUUUGUUUUCUUGGGGUUUUUUUGUUGGUUUUUCUUUUUAAAUUAAACAUUAUCAUUUUAUCUUCAACUUUUGUAAAAGGCUGUGGCUGUCCUAAUUUUUUUAUGUCUGUAAUUCUUCCAGCUUCUUCAUUCUUCUGAGCAGCGUUUUUGUUUCGUUUUUGUGGUAAUGUUUACUGUUUACAAACUGAAGCAACUGGUUCACAUUCAUCUUAAUGGAUACAAACGUACUAUAGGUAAUAUUAUGGUGCAAGGGUGCAAACAAGGUUCCUUUCCCUAUGGCCUGACCCCGCAGGUGCUGAGCACCUCUCACUUUCCUGAUGCUGUUGUGGUGGCUCGUGCUGCUUUUCCCUCCCAAAAUGAGCUUUGCUUUCCCAUAUUGUGGUCCGUGAAUUUGUCGAGAGUCGCACUUAGCUAACCCAGGCUGUGAAACCCUCCUGUGUACCAGAGAUCUGGAAAACUAAACCUCACUGACACAAGAUGGUGGAUGGCAGAGAUGUCCAGAACACAGAUGGGAGAUUUGUGAGAAUGGUAAGAAUUUCAGCAAUUAGGACAGCAGUCCUAAUGGUCUGAACCGAGGGUGUGCAGGUCCUAUGCCGCGGGCAGGGCUUGGUGGGAUGGGUGGGGGUCAUGCAGCGGAUGCCAUGCCACUGGGCACAGCUGGCACCCACGGGCUGGGUUUGUGUGGAUGGAAUCUGGACCCUGAGGUGGCAGAGGAGCCGAGUACUCGUUGGGAUGGUCCUGGCACUUCCAUGGGGACCACGUCCCUCCCUGAGCAUCUGCCAGAGAGUGAGAGCCGGGCACAGAGAGGCUGGGUUUGGUAAUGAAAGAGCUAUCCUGUGGCUGCAUGUUCACACUGAAAGACGUCACCACCAUGCAGCUGAGUCUAGACAUUGAUAGAGGAGUGUGGCUUAGAGGCUUUUUACAAUGUGAAAAUUGGUUGCGAUUCAGACCAUCUCAGUUUACUGUUCAGAGACAGCAUAAUUGAUGUGAAAACAAAUAUGGAAACUACUAAGAAACACUUUGCAUGCUAGGCAUGUCAUUAAAUUUUCCCGUGAUAUGAAGCCAAAUACAAUAUAUAAUGUAUCAUAGUUAAUAUCCAAAGGUGGAAACCAGAAUAAUAUACUUGUCUACUGUUAAAGAUCCAGCUUCUUCAAUUCAAUACUUUAUAUUCCUGUGGUAAAACUAUAUUUAAUUGAUCAAUAAACAGACUAGUAGAACUUAGAACAUGGAUGUGCCACUGCAGAGCAUCCUGCUGAUCCACGGAUCUUACAGGAACAGAACCACAGGCUCAGCUGGGCAGAGGCCAUAAUGUCGAGGACAUCUCUAGUAAAGUUGCACUAGGUCUGAAUUGUGAGAAUCAGGGGCUUGGGGAUGGGUGGGAGGAGGGAGGGCUGGGGGGCAGGGGGAGAAUAUGAGAAACUACAGCAAACACAAAUAGGAGUAGUGUGUUUGGCAAAACAAGCAUUUCUCUUCCUUGUUUUGUUAAAUCUGUGUGCUGGGUUUGUGCAUUUGUUUAUGCAGUGUCCGCUUUCCCUUUGGUUACGUCACGUUGGAGUUUGGUCGUAGCCUUUGUGAAGCAGAGCUAAUGCCGAGCGGGGUUGGGGGGGGAGUGUGGGGAGGAGGGCUUUGCCUCCCCUGGGAGGAGACCAUCCAGGCCCCUCCUGGCAGGGAGGCUCGUGUGUGCUGGGUGAGACAUCGGGACAAAUGAAAAGAAAUGGUAGCGUAAGGCCCCAGCAGAAGGGGUGCGUUGUUUGUUUAAGAACUCUUAAGAUAAAUCUUGGAAGUCUUUCAAAAGGCUAUUGAAUUCUCCAUUGGCUGAAAGACUUUUUUUAUGUCUUAAAUGGGACUUUGUUUGCAUUGUUUGAGUUCAAGGGGCCUUAUUAUUGAAUGAAAUUGCACAAGCCUCUCUUUGUGCAAUCAAACCAUUGUUAUUGAUAGGUUUGUAAAGGAAACUGUGGAAUCUAAUUGGCAAUAGAGUCAUAAACUUAUUUACCAAGAGCCAGUUCCAAGAAAUGUUGCAAGCCGAACGCACUAUGUCCAGCAUUCAUUAGGGAUGCUAAAGGUUGUGAGAUGAUGUGACGGCCCAGCAGCCGCAGCUCUCGCGUGCCUUCUGGCUGCGGGCUGGGCUUGCCUUCACCAAGCAGAUCCACAGUAGCACCUGGCUGUCAGUACAGCGCACUCCCAGCAAGGGUGUAGGUGAGUGAGUGAGGAACACUGCAAGUCAGCCUGGCUGUGUGAGCUGCUUCCUUGGUGUGCCAGUGCCUGGGAAGUCGCCUGUUGUAGCUCAGGACAAGCUGGCUUGGCAGCGCAAGGUGGUGGUGGGCCAGGAGGGCCGUGCCUCCUAUGCUGCGAUGCUCACAGGGCUGCCAGGAUGCUCCUUCCCACACUGUCCGCUCACCCAGUCGUCACGAUUUUAGUGAGAAACAGGAAUUCCUGCCCUGGUGCGAGGCCCGCAGCGUGAAAACUGUAACAUGAGCACUUAACAGUGGUGUUUGCUGUAAAUGUGGUCGAUACAUCACUUGUUCUCUUCCUCCUCCCGCCCUCCUCCCCCAGACCCAUAGUUUUAAAUAUGUUCUAAUAAUGGCAGCAUACUCUACUAGCUGUUUAUACUUUUUUAACUUUCUUUUGUUGUAAAUAUUGUAUACUUUUUGUGAUUCAAGUUAUGUAGCCUAUAUGCUCUGUAAGGUGAUGAUUUGUAUAUAUAAAAAUGGCCCAGUAAUAUUAUAUAGUUUCCCAUUAUAAAGGUUAUUGAGUAACCUUUGUGUUAGUUUAAACACUACCAGAAAUAAAGCUGAGCCAACUAUAAACACUCAAUUUUUGUAUGUUUUCCAAAUUGUACUUAUUAAUGCUUUUGAUACUGUAUUAUGUGCCAAUAGUUUCCCAAUCACAUAGCAGGCAAAAGAUAUUUUGUACUUUUUGAUCCACUGUAAUAUUUAAUAAAAAAUGUUACUAUCUGUUC